Messenger RNA from Callorhinus ursinus (northern fur seal), 510 nucleotides. It is a transcript of the gene IL25, whose product is annotated as interleukin 25. The record is from RefSeq and is a predicted model, not a curated record. Lineage: Eukaryota; Metazoa; Chordata; Mammalia; Carnivora; Otariidae. Gene Ontology annotation, molecular function: cytokine activity. Gene Ontology annotation, cellular component: extracellular region.
AUGAACCAGGUGAUCGUGUUCUUGGUAAUGGCCAUGGGAACCCACAGCCUCAAUUUUCGGAUCCGGAAGGACUGCACCCACUGGCCCAGAUGCUGCCCCAGCAAAAGGCAGGACCCCGCUCACGAGUCUCUGAAGGGGAACACUGUGCUCAAGCUCCCCCAAGAGGCCACUAGCCUCACCCACCACCCAGAAUCCUGCAGGGCCAGUGAAGACGGACCCCUCAACAGCAGGUCUAUCUCUCCCUGGAGCUAUGAGUUGGACAGGGACUUGAACCGGCUCCCCCAGGACCUGUACCACGCCCGCUGCCUGUGUUCACACUGUGUCAGCCUACAGACGGGCUCCCACAUGGACCCCCUGGGCAACUCGGAGUUGCUCUACCACAACCAGACCGUCUUCUACCGGCGGCCAUGCCCUGGCAAGCAGGGUGCCUAUGAUGGCUACUGCCUGGAACAGAAGCUCUACCGUGUCUCCUUGGCUUGUGUGUGUGUGCGGCCGCGAGUGAUGGCCUAG